Messenger RNA from Williopsis jadinii, 3830 nucleotides. It is a transcript of the gene VHC1, whose product is annotated as Vhc1p. Lineage: Eukaryota; Fungi; Ascomycota; Saccharomycetes; Phaffomycetales; Wickerhamomycetaceae. The record is from RefSeq and is a predicted model, not a curated record. Gene Ontology annotation, cellular component: membrane. Gene Ontology annotation, biological process: cell volume homeostasis; chloride transmembrane transport; potassium ion homeostasis. Gene Ontology annotation, molecular function: potassium:chloride symporter activity. The coding region runs from base 353 to 3736 and encodes 1127 amino acids. The transcript has a single exon.
GAAGACACGGUACAUUUGGUGUGCCUUUGGUUCAAACAGAAACGGGGAUUUUUGAGCUGCUGCUGCUGCUGCUGCUGCAUACUCGGACAAAAGCCAAACAGGCAGGUGAGAGCCGAAACAGCAAAAAAACACAUUCAGCAGUGUGGGAAGAGAAAGAUAAGAGCUCGAGGGCCCAAAGUUGUAUUUUUCCCUUUAUAGGUCUAAGGAUUUUGCUCUUACUUAUUUGUCUUGUGCGUUGAUCCCGUCGAUCUCCAUAUACGAGAGAGACUCUUCGGUUAUAGGAACAGGGGCUUGCUUUUUAGAUCAGCGCAGUAUCCUCAAGCACCAUUGAUACUAGUCCCCCCACAUCACUAUGAGUACAAGCUCGUCAAGGCCAACGCAAUGCACGCCAUUACUAUCUUCAACGAAUUUACACCAACGACGUGGCUCAUAUCUACAGAGGCGUGCGUCCUUCCAUGCAGAGAUUCCAGUUAACGACCUCGAUGGAGAGACCGCGGAGAAGGGUGAACAGAGUAAGCUAGGUACGUUUGACGGCGUGUUCAUGCCCACAGCUUUGAACGUGUUGAGCAUCUUGAUGUUCUUACGUUUUGGAUUCAUCAUUGGUCAAAUGGGGGUGCUGGGUACUUUUUUGCUCUUGUUCAUGUCCUACUUUGUUGACCUCUUGACUACGUUAAGUAUCAGUGCCAUUGCUACCAACGGCACAGUGAGAGGUGGAGGUGCGUACUAUAUGAUUUCGAGGUCCCUUGGCCCUGAGUUUGGAGGAAGUAUAGGCCUGGUCUUUUACAUUGGACAGGUGCUGAACUCUGGUCUGAACGUUGUGGGUUUUAUAGAACCAUUCUUAAACAACCUGGGACAGGAGAACGGUAUCAUGGCACAUUGGCUUCCAGAAGGUUAUUGGUGGCAGUUUAUGUAUUCUUCAAUAUUGCUAUCACUCUGCAUAGGUGUUGCACUUGUUGGAAGUACACUGGUCUCCAAAGCUGGAGGAAUACUGUUUGUUCUACUCAUAGUGGCCACGAUAUCAGUACCGAUAUCGGCCAUAUUUGUGAAACCUUUCUACGUACCAGAGUUUGACAUCCUGUACACAGGUCCAACUUGGCAAACAUUCAAGGAGAACCUCAUGCCCCAUUUCACGAAAGGUGCUGCGGGCUCCCAAAUGAGCUCCAGAGAGACCUUUAACGAUCUGUUUGGUAUAUUCUUCCCAGCAACAGCUGGUAUAUUUGCCGGUGCUAGUAUGUCUGGUGAUUUGAGAAAGCCCUCGAAAUCCAUUCCAAAGGGCACACUAUGGGGACUCUUGCUCACAUUUGUGAUGUAUUCUCUAGUAAUAUUGUCUUUGGGAAUGUCAGUACCGAGAAAGUUGCUGCAUAAGGACAUCCAAAUUGUCCAGACCGUGAACUUGUCUCAGAUGCUUGUGCUAAUCGGAGAAUUUUCAACAUGUCUAUUCUCUGUCAUUGUCGGUGUGGUUGGUGCUGCCAAUGUCCUUCAGGCCAUUGCAAAGGAUGCCAUCAUACCAGGGCUCAAGACUUUCAGCAUAGUUAGAGGCCAAAAUGCAAUCCCAGCAAUCUUGUUCACUUGGUUCUUGACACAACUGUGCAUCUUUGCAGAUGUCAAUCAAAUUGCGACGUUUAUUACCAUGGCAUUCCUGAUGACCUUUAUAGUGACAAAUUUAGCCUGUUUCCUGUUGAAAAUUGCGUCUGCACCAAAUUUCAGACCUUCAUUCAAGUACUUUGACUGGUACACAGCUUUAGCUGCGCUGAUAUCUUCAUUCAUCGCAAUGUUCAUAGUGGAUGGUAUUUAUGCAUCGCUAAUGAUCAUUUUCUUGAUGUUGCUCUUCAUCUUCAUCCAUUAUGUGUGCCCUCCAAAAAGUUGGGGUGAUGUUUCACAGAGUUUGAUCUAUCACCAAGUCAGAAAGUACUUACUAAGGUUGAGACAGGAUAACGUCAAAUAUUGGAGACCGCAAAUUUUGCUUCUGGUUGAUAGCCCUCGAAGCUCAUGGAAUCUGAUCCAAUUUUGUAAUAACUUGAAGAAAGGUGGGUUGUAUAUUCUUGGGCAUGUGAUCAUCACGAAGAGUUUCCAGACAAACUUUGCUGAACUGAAAUCUCAAGAAAGUGCUUGGUUAAAACUUCGUGAUCUAACCAAGAUAAAAGCGUUUGUACAGAUCGGAUUGGGCCCUACACUGCCAUGGGGUGUGAGAAAUGUUAUUUUGGGGUCUGGCCUGGGUGGAAUGAAACCAAACAUUGUUGUGUUAGGAUACUUUGAUAUUAGUACCCACUACAGGACCCAACCAAACAGUAAAAAGGCCAACGCCCAAGUUGUUGAUAUGGAGAGUCUGCCAACAGAUGCUUGUCGUAAUGAAGAAAGAGUAAGCAUACAAAACUGGGUUUCAAUAAUUGAGGAUAUGGUGCUCAUGCGUACGAAUAUUGCUGUUGCCAAAGGAUUUGAUCACAUUGACAUACCAAACGGCAAAGGCCCAAAGUUGAAAUACUCUAAACGCAAGUUCAUUGAUCUAUACCCUAUUCAAAUGUCUGCAGAGGUUUUUGACAAAAAUGGAGAAAGAUCAGCACUCACUAUCAACUUCGAUACAUAUACUCUGAUCUUGCAAUUAGGUGCAAUUUUGACAACUGUUCCAAACUGGAAGAAGACACAUAGAUUGAGAAUCGUUGUGUUUAUCGAAGACCCAAAUGAUAUCGAAAAUGAAACUCAGAGAAUUAAGCAGCUCAUAGAGGUUUUGAGAAUCAAGGCUGUUAUAAAAGUUGUUUGUUUGAGAGAUUUUAAACAUUACAAUACCAUUGUAAAGGGUUCUAAUAUCAGUCUAUCUGAAGUUGACAAGGUGUUGCAGGAUGAUGAUUGGUGGAGUGAGCUGAAAAGCGCAAGAGAAUCCGAAUUGGGUCUCGACACCAAUAUCAAUAUGCCUGGAAUAAGUAUAGUUACACCACAGGUUGUCGGUAGCCUUCAGAAUAAGCGUUACGGACUUUCCAAGUUACAGAAAAUGGGACUAUCAUUUAGCAUGACCACGAACAAGCUACAUGGCAGUAGCUUUGCGGAUGCUAUGGACUACGACUCUCAGAGUUCUGAAGAUGAGUACGACAACAGUUCGAGUACAAGCGAAGCAAUAGAUCAAAAUCGUGACAACUUUGAGAGAGUGAGAACAUCUGCUGGUACGGCUAAACGUUCUGUUGACAGCUCCCUGGAGAAUAUAAUAAAGACAAGCAAUAGCUCCAGAAGUUCUUCGAUAAAUACAUUCAACAAUUUAGCCAAGGCCAAAAAGAACCAGAUGUCGUACUUCUCCUCCGAGAAGAUCCCAAGGUCGAAGGUUAUUGAUGAUGCAUCUGGUGAUGAGCCAUCAAUAAUGCUUUUCCCAGAAGACUCCGCUAAGAAGAAGCGUGAGGAACUUCGGAAAUCUCGUAAUGGAAGUUCUGAUUCUAGACAGCGUAAGAAGUACGAAUUUGAUGUUCCAACUUCACCAGAUCCUGUUGAAGAGGUUGAAAUCGAUAUUAAUGAUCUUUCAUUCAACGAUCUACCAGCCAAGGCACAACAUUUGAUUUUGAAUGAUGUUAUGAGAACUGUCUCCAUGGAUGCACCAGUGAUAUUCUCCACUUUACCAACACCAGUGAUUGGAACGCACUAUGAGGAAGAGAAGUGCAAACAAUACAUGGAGAGUUUACAAAUUUGGACUGAAGGUUUACCACCGAUAAUGCUCAUAAACUCUCAAAGCAUGACUGUGACUACAGCGUUAUAGAAAGAGAUCUACCAUGUUGUGUAAUAUUUAUGAUAUUUAACCUGCUUUCACAAAUGUAAAUGCCAAGUAGAAGUAUGAAGUUGCUUCCGAUUCU